This is a messenger RNA of Theobroma umbraticum, 2398 nucleotides long. The record is from RefSeq and is a predicted model, not a curated record. Lineage: Eukaryota; Viridiplantae; Streptophyta; Magnoliopsida; Malvales; Malvaceae.
UUGUAGGUAGGCAUCAAUCUGAGGAAAAUAUCCGCAGUCCAAUUUCAAUGGCGUCCAAAACUAUCUUCAUCCUUCUUUUCAACUUCCUUUCUUCUCAAUUAUCGCACUUCUCUGAAGCAGAAACUUGGGUUAAAGCUUGCUACUGGUACGCUUAUGGUGAAUUUCCCGUACAGGACAUAGAUUCUGCGUUGUUCACUCAUCUUUCGUGCGCUUUUGCUGAAGUAAACCCUUCAACUUAUCAGGUCUUUAUCCCCUCUGCCUCUGAACAAGACUUCUCAACCUUUACAAGUAUCGUCAAGCGUAAAAACCCAUCCGUUAAAACACUGUUGUCCAUCUGGAAUGGGAUAUCUGCAACAGGAAUAUUAACUGGUGAGCAAGUUAAUGACUCAGUAUUAUCUUCAAUGAUCUCAGAAUCUUCUAAAAGGAAGUCCUUCGUUGAUUCCUCAAUAAAAACAGCUAGGCGCUAUGGUUUUCAUGGAAUAGACUUGAGCUGGGUUUGGCCUAACAGCACGGACUUGGCCAAUAUUGGCGUUUUAUUAGAUGAGUGGCGAGCUGCCAUAAAUUCUGAGCCAAGAAAGCCAAGUGAAUCACAAUUGAUCUUAACGAUAGCUGUUCGUUACUUGCCAGAAAUUGAAAUGGUAAGUUAUCCAACCGACUCCAUAAGUAGAAAUGUCGACUGGGCGCAUGUUGUGGCAUAUGACCACCAUUUGCCUACGAGGGAGAAUUUAACAGGUGUCCAUGCUGCUUUGUACAAUCCAUCCAGUCAUGUUAAUACAGAUUUUGGUAUCAGAGAAUGGUUAAAGAAGGGAUUUCCACCAAGCAAACUGGUUUUGGGUUUGCCUUACCAUGGAUGGGCAUAAAAAUUGGUGAGCCCCCAUGAUAAUGGUGUCGGUGCUCAAGCUUCAGGCCCAUCAAUUACCAAUGAUGGUUCUUUGGGCUACAAAGCUAUCAAAGCAUAUAUUCGAGAUUAUGGUUAUGGAGCUGCUUCUAUAUACAAUGCAACUUAUGUAGUGAACUUGUUUGCCUCUGCAACAACUUGGAUCAAUUUUGAUGGUGUAGAGACUGUCAAAGCAAAAAUUGCGUAUGCGAAGGAGAAAAGGCUUAUUGGUUACAACGCGUUCCAGCUUUCCAAUGAUGAGAACUGGGCACUAACACGGGCAGCUCAAGAGGGAGAACUUCAAGAAAACAAGCAGCGGUUGUUGCUUGAAAUCAUCCUUCCAGUUUCUCUAGUUGUUAUCCUGGCAGCUGCUAUCAUGUAUUACUUGAGACGAAGAAAGGUCAAAUCCGAAGAUGAAAUGGUUUUAAGAGGCAUUCCUACCCCAAGAAUCUCUACAUCAGCUGCUCAAAAUUUUGCCAGCGAUGCUCCUCAUUUGCAAGUGUUCAGGUUUGCCAACAUCAAAGCGGCUACAAAUAAUUUUUCAAGUGCAAACAAGCUUGGAGAAGGCGGAUUCGGUCCUGUUUACAAGGGUAAACUACCAGGAGGCCAAGAAAUAGCAGUAAAGAGACUUUCUGCAUCCUCUUCUCAAGGGCUUGAGGAGUUUCAAAAUGAGGUUGCAUUGACGGCAAGACUUCAACAUGUAAAUUUAGUAAGAGUCUUGGGAUAUUGCACAGAGAAGGAGGAAAAGAUGCUGAUAUACGAGUACAUGCCAAAUAAAAGCUUAGAUCUCUACCUCUUUGACCCUAUGAGGAGGAAUAUGCUGGAUUGGGAAAAGCGUGUGCAUAUCAUAGAAGGGGUCACUCAAGGGCUUUUAUAUCUCCAAGAAUAUGCAAAUAUUACAGUGAUUCAACGGGAUCUAAAAGCUAGUAACAUAUUACUGGAUGGUGUGAUGAACCGCAAGAUAUCAGAUUUUGGGAUCGCUAGAUGUUUCAGAAAAGACGCAUAUGAAGCAAACACUGACAGAAUUCUUGGAACAUACGGCUAUGUUCCUCCUGAAUAUGUUACAAAAGGUAUCUACUCCAUGAAGUAUGAUGUUUACAGCUUCGGGGUUCUACUUCUGCAAAUCAUAAGUGGCAAGAGGAAUACAUGUUAUUACGGCCCCCAUGAGAACUUAAACCUUCUUGACUUUGCGUACGACUUGUGGAAUGAUAAUAGAGGCACAGAGUUUAUUGAUCAAUCACUGGAUGACUCAUCUUCACCUUGUAAAAUCAUGAGAUGCAUGCAAAUCGCGUUGCUCUGUGUCCAAGAAAAUCCAGGGGACAGAUCAUCCAUGUUAGAAGUGUUCACCAUGCUCAAAAAUGAUUCCAUGGCGGCUUCUUCCCCUAAAAGGCCAGCUUUCUCUGUGAAAGCAGAUAAAAAAACAGGGAGCACAUCCGCAUCGCAACAAGAAAUAUGCUUCUUCAAUGAUCCACAAAUUUCCGAAUUGGAACCCCGAUGAGGGUGAAGGUCUUUUGGAAGAUA